CCCGGGUUUCAGGAAGCCCAGGCGGUGAGGAUUUCUAGCGGUGCUGUGCGCAGCUAUGAGCUCCGCGCGGAGCCCCGGGGCUCGCCCCGCAGGUGAGGAACAAAACGUGACAGAAACAGAUGCCUUCUACAAAAGGGAGGUAUUUGAUCCAGCAGAACGGUACAAGAUGGACCACAGGAGGAGAGGAAUUGCCCUCAUCUUCAAUCAUGAGAUGUUCUUGUGGCAUUUGACACUGCCAAACCGGCGGGGCACCCAUGCUGACAGGGACAACUUGACCCGCAGGUUUUCAGAUCUAGGAUUUGAAGUGAAAUGCUUUAAUGAUCUCAGAGCAGAAGAGCUGCUGCUCACAAUUCAUGAGGUAUCAACCUCAAGCCACGUAGACGCCGAUUGCUUUUUAUGUGUUUUCCUGAGCCAUGGUGAGGGCAAUCACGUCUAUGCGUAUGACGCCAAAAUUGAAAUCCAGACAUUAACUGGCUUGUUCAAAGGAGACAAGUGUCAGAGCCUGGUUGGGAAACCCAAGAUAUUUAUCAUUCAGGCAUGUCGGGGAGACCAGCACGACGUGCCAGUCAUUCCUUUGGAUGUGGUGGAUCAUAAGACAGACAAGCUGGACAACAACGUAACGGAGGUGGAUGCAGCCUCAGUGUACACACUGCCUGCUGGAGCUGACUUCCUCAUGUGCUACUCUGUUGCAGAAGGCUAUUAUUCUCACCGAGAAACUGUGAAUGGCUCAUGGUACAUUCAAGAUUUGUGUGAGAUGCUGGGGAAAUACGGUUCCUCCUUAGAGUUCACUGAGCUCCUCACCCUGGUGAACAGGAAGGUUUCCCAGCGCCGAGUGGACUUCUGUAAAGACCCAAGUGCAAUUGGCAAGAAGCAGGUUCCCUGCUUUGCCUCCAUGCUAACUAAAAAGCUGUAUUUUUCUCCAAAAUCUAGUAAGUAGGGACUGUUUUGCCUUAUUAUCUCUAUUCCAUAAACACUUCCCUUUUUAUAUAAUUGUCACUAGGUGGAAGUGUAUGGUCCAGCAAUCUAAAAUGUUGCAGGGUUUAAUAACCAGCAGAGAAGUACCUUUCUUUUUUAAUAGUUCAUGUGGACAUGGUGAAAGGGGUUGAAAAGAAAUCCUCAGGAAAUUACAUAAAGAUCUAUAAGCAUUUAUUAAGGGUUUUUUCUUUUUAGUAAACUGCAAAUAUAAACAGUAAAUACCUGGCUGAUUUAACUUCUAUUUUGUACCAGUUUUUAUAGAAUUUUAAUGUUUUUAAAAGUUUUUGAAACCCAAGAAUGAUUGUUUUCCUUCAAUAAGAUACUUGAAAUUCAUGUUUUAUUAAAUUUUUAAAAUUCGUCUUAUUUAUGCUAUUUGUAGUGGACUUGGUCAUGUAUGUUCACUGUCUCAUGUA
This is a messenger RNA of Castor canadensis (American beaver), 1388 nucleotides long. Lineage: Eukaryota; Metazoa; Chordata; Mammalia; Rodentia; Castoridae. The record is from RefSeq and is a predicted model, not a curated record.